CAAUCCUUGUUUCCUGGCCCCUCCAACUUCACUAGAAACGGUCAAGAUAGUUCACUUCAGCCAGUGCAAAAAGUUAUAGACGUACUGAACGAAAACGCUUCAAGGCAGUAUCCUUCAUUAGAAGAGUAUCGCACCUAUGUACUACCAAGUCACGUUUGUCCCGUCCCAGUUAGUUUGCAGUCUUACCGUCCGUCUUCUCCGCUUCAACGUAGUAAAAACGUUGCGAAAGAAAGUUCACCGAAUAAGCCCAGAGAUCUGACAGUCAGUGCACAAUUAAAUGGACAAAGCAUUAAAGUCCUGCAAGACGUUUACAAGGAUCAACUUCCCCAACUACAGAUCGACAACAUAGGAGAUGUGAAAACAGUGAGUGGCGAAGCUUUGCCUGUUCUUAGUAUGUUCACGACCCCUUUAGACAUCGCCAAUGGAAGUUACUCAUGCACUUUCCUAGUGAUUCAAGAUCUCCCUUAUGACGCACUUCUAGGAAGAGAUUUCCUGCGAGAAAAUGGAGCCAUUAUCAAUCUAAAAGAGAGUACCUUACAGUUGGAUGGCAAAAGAGAUGAACCUUACCCAGAGAGAGAAUUAGCACAAGCCCUGUCUUGCGAUGAAAGCCCCGUCCAGCCAACACGUCGUAAGGAAUUCACUGAGGAACAUUCUGCCACGAAGAAAACUCCUAUUAAG
This is a messenger RNA of Porites lobata, 678 nucleotides long. The record is from the annotation of a GenBank genome assembly. Lineage: Eukaryota; Metazoa; Cnidaria; Anthozoa; Scleractinia; Poritidae.